Molecule: messenger RNA, 2751 nt
Organism: Vanderwaltozyma polyspora DSM 70294
Lineage: Eukaryota; Fungi; Ascomycota; Saccharomycetes; Saccharomycetales; Saccharomycetaceae
Gene: DSS1
Product: exoribonuclease II
Exons: 1
Coding region: 1-2751 (916 amino acids)
Biological process (GO): mRNA catabolic process
Cellular component (GO): exosome (RNase complex); P-body
Molecular function (GO): 3'-5'-RNA exonuclease activity; RNA binding
Source: RefSeq, a predicted model, not a curated record
AUGUCUUCAAAAUAUCUAAUCCCCAAGAACAAAAGCAACGUGCUGCUAUCAUCAAAAGAUACUAUCAUUAAAAAAUUUUUGAACAGAACAAGUGGGUUGGAAACAAUAUCAAUACCACACUCAAUACAAAAGAUAAAAUCAAAUUCAAUCAAAAGAUUUAACUUGACUUAUAACCAACCUUCAAACACAUGGUACAAAUCAUUAUUAAUAUCAUCACCGCCACCAUCGUUGCCAUGCUCACCGUCAACGUCAACGUCAACUUCAGCAACAACCGCAACUUCAACCUCCAACUCUCCAAAAUGGCUCUCUUUCAUUCCAAAAAAUAAUCAUACUUUCAAUAUUAACCAACUGAAUAAAAAGUUCAAUAGAGGUGAUAUCGUGCUGCUUUCACAAGACUUGUCAAACUUAUACAUGUGUAUAGAACUACCACAAUCUACUGCAGACCCUCGUUAUUCUUUUGCUAAUUCAAAUGGUGAUAUUAUAUUCGCAAAUAGAUCAUCCGUGUUGCUACGUAUUCCUUUGCAAUUACCCACUAACUUGCUAUUAUCGGAUGACUUCUUGCAACCUGAGCCAACUCAAGGUGUGGGCACUGUCAAAAAUUCAAUCGAUAAUCCUUAUGUUUUACCUGUUCUCUUACGUCAAUUGGUAAUAUCGCCUUCUCUAUCAACUAUAUCUUCAAACGCAAACAAUCUAUUGCCAAUUGUGUUGAAAAAAUUACAACUAUUGCAUAGGAAUCUACAAGCUUUCAAGAUUAUUCCUUUGGUGCAAUUAUCUUCGUUAGUGCAAAAUUUGGAUCUUACAAAGGCAACAUCGAAUGAUGGUGAAAGUUAUAUUUCGAAUUUUAUUGCCAAUUCGAAUGAAAAUUAUUCAAUCGAAAGCAUCAAUUCUUCAAAUCUAAUCGCUACCUUCUGGGCUAUUCGUCAACAACAACAGGAUCAUCUAUGGGGAGAUAUCCAUUAUAGUAAAGCCUUAUUGUUCCCAUUGGCGGUGUCAAUUUUACCGUUGCAAUCGAAUUACAUGUAUUAUAAAGAAAUUUUGCCAGCAAUUGAAUUGGAUCAUUCAAUCGAACGAUUUACUAAAAAUGGUAUACCAAAUACACCAAAUGAAUUCCCACAAUUACUUAAUCUAUUAAAACAAUAUGCGUCGGGUGCCGUUUUAAUGGAUGAUAAAAUUGUCACUAUGAUCUCUAAGAUAUUUAGAAAUUUAGACGAUUACAAAAAGUAUGAUGUGUCCAGAGAUUUAUGUCAGAAAUUAUACAAUGAAUUAGUACCAAAAGAACAAAAAAUACAAAAUUCACUGCUUUAUAAUACUGAUUUGGCCCUGCCAUUGGCUUCAAAUAGAACAGAAGAACAAGAAAAGGUUUACCAAAUGUAUAAUCCAAUUCAAACUUCUAACAAUUCAAAUCGUCAUGAUUUCGGUGAUUUGAGGGUAUUUUGCAUAGAUGAAAAGACCGCCCAUGAAAUAGACGAUGGUGUCUCAAUCGAAUACAAGCAGAAUAAUGUUUACACAUUACAUGUUCAUAUUGCAGACCCUUCUUCUUAUUUCAAAAUUUGUAAUGAUCAUAAUGUGAAUAUUGAAAAUGAUGAAAUUUUGAAAAUUGCUUUGCAAAGAUCGUUCACUACUUAUUUACCUGAUCAAGUAUUGCCAAUGUUACCAAAGCUUUUGUGCAGGGCUGCAGAUUUAGGUAAAACUGGUGAGAAGACAAAAACUAUAACUUUUUCUGUAGAUGUGAAAUUGAAUAAGAAAGAUAUGACAGUCAAAGUACUGGAUAAUACGUUUCAAGUAAGACUAGGCUAUGUUUCGAAUUUCGUUAAAGACAUGACGUAUAGUGAUGUUGAUUCAAUUUUGAAUGAUAGCAAAGAAUCUGGAAGAGAUAAAAAAGUUGAAAAAGAUUUAAAAAGUAUGUUUUUAAUUGCAAAGGGUUUAAAUAACUCAAGAAUUAUGAAUAAUGCAGUAAUAUUUAGUGAUGAAAUUAAUAAUGGUAAAAUAGAACUGACCAAAGAUGAAAUUACUGGAGAAGUUACUCAAAUCAAUUUUAAAGGUGGUAAAUUUACAGAUUCUAAUAUACUUGUUUCAGAAUUAAUGAUUUUAGCAAACUCUUUGGCAGGUAAAUUUUUUGCAGAAAAUGGUAUUCCUGCCAUAUAUAGAUCAUACUCAGAUUUGUUGUUAGGCAAAGAUGCCCAAUCUGAAUAUAAUGCAAUGCUUUCAAAUCUAAAAUUAGGAAAACGACCAACACUGAAAGACAUUAAUAAAAUAUCAUCAUUGUUUAAUACAAGUAAAUUCACAACAUAUCCAUCACCCCAUUCCAUGAUUGCAACAAAAUACUAUGCAACAGUAACUUCACCAUUGCGUAGAUUCCCAGACAUGAUUAAUCAUUUGCAAAUUCAUAGAAUUUUAUCAAAGCAGCCACUGUGCUUCACGCAAAGGGAUCUAGAAAAUAUGAAUUGGAAUAUUCAAACAAAAGAUGUCAUUUUAAGAAGUUCAAGUAGAAUGAUAAACACUUAUUGGACAUUACGUCACAUAAAAGAUCAAUUAUCAGAAGAUCCAGAUAAAAAAUUCGACGUAAUGAUCACAUCUGUACAACAAAACGGUGUCGCACACUGCAUAUUGGCACAGUUCUCAUUUGCAAAGGGUAAAUUAGUCUUUGAUCCAAAUGAUGAAUCACAUCCAUUAAUUGGUGACACCGUUUCAAAUUGUAAAAUUACUAAAAUAGACUGUUUGGGUAACGUUUUAGAAUUUUCUAAAGCAUAA